Manduca sexta (tobacco hornworm) is the source of this 5996-nucleotide messenger RNA. RefSeq names its product structural maintenance of chromosomes protein 5 (gene SMC5). Gene Ontology annotation, cellular component: Smc5-Smc6 complex. Gene Ontology annotation, biological process: double-strand break repair via homologous recombination. The record is from RefSeq and is a predicted model, not a curated record. The transcript is spliced from 20 exons. The coding region runs from base 161 to 3331 and encodes 1056 amino acids. Gene Ontology annotation, molecular function: ATP hydrolysis activity; ATP binding. Lineage: Eukaryota; Metazoa; Arthropoda; Insecta; Lepidoptera; Sphingidae.
ACCUACAUACUGCGGUCUAUGCUUCAGACUUCAGAGUUUCCGUAGUAUUUUAGUGCUCUUUGGUACUGAGUGAAAUGCCACUGUUGAUUGUUGAAUUUGUCGAAGUUUGAAAAUUAUCUUGAGAGUAGUGUGCAACGGAAAAAUAGUUAACCACAUAAUAAUGUCUCAGUUAAAUGAAAAAAUAUCGGAAGUAUAUAACGACGGCAAAGUAAAAGCCGGUUGCAUAUACAGAAUAGCUUUACAAAAUUUUCUAACGUACAAACAAGUUGUGUUAUAUCCGAGUACAUCACUUAACUUAAUUAUUGGACCGAACGGAACAGGCAAGUCUACGUUUGUGUGUGCCAUUAUACUUGGUUUAUGUGGAAAACCUAAUGUCAGCGGUAGAGGACUAAAGGUCGCCCAAUAUGUAAGGACGGGAUGUCAAGACGCGGUUAUAGAGAUAGAAUUGUACCAGAAGCCCAGGCAGCGUAAUGUGAUCAUCAGGAGGAUGUUCGGCUUGAACGAUGCCACAACAUGGACCAUAGACCACAAGAGAGUCACAGAGAAGCAAGUGCAAGAGCUCAUAGCUUCUUUGAACAUUCAGGUGGACAACCUAUGCCAAAUGCUGCCGCAGCAUCGAGUCCAGGACUUCUCGAAGCUGGACCAGCAACAGUUGCUGCGGAGCACGCUGUCCGCUGUGGGUGGGCAGGAGUCCGUCAGUCAGUUAGACCAGCUGAUAGCCUACAGGACGCAGCAGCGAGGACUGUCGUCAAAACAGCAGAAUAAUGCGCAAGUGCUAGAAGAGAAGAUACGGCUUAAUGACAGAUUAAAGAUAGUAAUAGAAGCGAUGAAACAACGAAAAGAGAUAGAGAAGCAGAUAGAGAUAUGCGAAAAGAAGAAGUUAUGGAUAGAGUAUCAAGACUUGAGGGAGAAAGUGAAAGAGUGUACUCAAGACAAGAAGAACGCCCAGAACAUAGUCAACACGCAUAAGGCCAAAGCAGAGCCGCUGGAGAAACUUAUAGCAGCUGCCAGGACAGGAAUACAGAGGCUGGAACAACAGAGGCUUGGAGCGAAUAGAGAAAUUAACACACUGAAAGACAAAGCGAAAGAGAUAAUAGACGCUAUGAAGAACCUGGAAUACAAGAUGAAGGACAUAGACACGUCGCUACAAGAGAAGAUAGAGCGGCAUCAGAACAGGCGCAGUGAGCUGGCCGAGGCGAGGAUCAAACUGGACAAGCUCAAGACUGACAGGACUGCGCUAGUGGAGAAAGUGGGAGAUGAAACUCGUAUAAAGAUGGAGAUAGCUGAGCUACGCAAGCCGAUAGCGAAGAUCAACUCGCAGAUGGACGCGUUGAAAAAACAGAAGCUGGUGAUUCAGUGCGAUCUGGACAAUAACGUCAUACCGCAGAUAAGGAUGUGCCAGAACAAGUUGCGUCAACUGGAGGACGUCGGCGAGAAGCGGUUGGACACACUGCGCACCUACAACGAGGACAGUUACAACGCAGUGCAGUGGCUCCGGCAGAACAGGGACAUGUUCCAACAUCCAGUGUACGAGCCCAUGAUGCUUGAGAUAAACUUCACGGAUCCGAAAUUCGCCCGUUACCUGAACUCUACAGUCCCCGACCGGGACCUGGUCGCCUUCACGUUCGAGUCCACGCAGGAUAUGAACCUGUUCCUGCAGAAAGUGAGGCUCGAAGGCGGGCUGAAGAGGGUGAACGCGAUCUGCAGCCCCGGAGGCAGGGGGAAUUACCAAACGGAUAAUAUACAGCAACUAAGUUACCUGGGUUUCUACACGUACCUGGUGGACACCAUCACGGCGCCGGACGCCAUCAUCCGUUACCUGUGCAAACAGUACGGCAUACACAGGAUACCGAUCGGCAACCAGCACACCUACAACAACAGCGGCAAGGUGCCGCCGCACAUCAACUACUUCUUUACUGAGAACCACAGAUUCACAAUACGCAGGUCGGCGUACAGCGGCGCCACAUCCAGCUCCACCAUCGAGAUACGACCACCGACGCUGCUCGCCAACACCGUGGACGCAGAACAGAUCACCAACUGGAACAAUCAGGUAGAAAAACACCGACGUACAGAACACACGCACAAGGAAAAAAUCAACGACAUAGACUCUAAAGUAUCGAAUCUAGAAGCACAUCUCAACGAGUUGAAUACUAAACUUAAGAAAAUCAACGAGGGCGUGGAAAAGGUGAGAACGUUGGGCUCCGAGAUUCGUCUGCAAGCGAAGAAAGUGGAGGACAUUGAGAAUGAGCCGGAGCUGGACAUCCAGAAGGAGAAGGUCGAGUGCCGCAAGAGGCAGCGGGACUGCAUCGCCACGCAGUGCAAGUUACAGGAGGAAUUGUGCACCACUGUCGUCACACUGCACACCACCGCGCUCAAUGGAGAGAUGUGGAAGGAAAAAUUACAAUUCAGUCGAAACGCCAUCGUGGAUCAGGAGACCGAGUUGCGAGAGCUUAAGAGCGAAUUAAGAAACGCUGAGGCAACACUGGAAAACAUAGACAACACGCUGACGCGAGCCAUGAACAGCGCCAAAGAGAAGUUGACGGAAGCGAAACGUUCGUGUAAUAACAAACUGCCGCAGAAUCCCGACUUUCCUUACAAGAAGGAGUUUGAAUCUCUCCCCUCCACUCUUAACGGGCUGCAGGAGCAUUGUUACGAGUUGCAGACACGGAGGGAUUGUAUGGAGAAUGGAGAUGAACAGGUCAUUCAAGAGUACGAGGAAAGGGAGAAAGAGAUAGCAGAUUUGAAAAGUCAAGUCGCCAGUUCCAGCGACAUGAACAAGGAUUUAGAUAAGAAGAUGAAGCAAAUACAAUCAAAAUGGCUGCCGCCGCUAGAGAAGCUCCUGAGGGACAUAAACAAGGGUUUCGGUCAUAUGUUCGAGAAAAUGGGAUGCGCAGGAGAAGUGAAACUCGUAAAAGGAGGCAGCGAGGAGGAUUUCGACAAGUACGGCAUAUCGAUCAUGGUUCGAUUCCGGGCGGAGGAACAGCUGCAACAGUUGACUCGGCACACGCAGUCGGGAGGCGAGAGGUCGCUCGCCACGGCGAUAUAUCUCAUGGCGUUGCAGAGGCUUACCACCGUGCCGUUCAGAUGUGUAGACGAGAUCAAUCAAGGCAUGGACAGAAUAAACGAAAGGAAAAUGCUGCAGCUGCUGGUGAAAGUGACCACCGAGAUCGACAACUCACAGUACUUCUUGUUAACGCCAAAGCUGCUCACAAACCUGGAGUACAACCCGAAGAUUAUGGUGCACACUGUUAUGAACGGGAAACACAUAAUGCCCUACGACAAAUGGAAUUAUGACAAAUUUAUAUCUCGCGCGAGGCAUUACAAGGCUUAAAACAAUAAAGCCGAGUGCACACGAAGAGCUGAGCUGUUAGUCUUAGUUUCCAUAGCUGAGAUAAUUUCACACAGCUUAGUUUACUAGCUGGACGUAAAUACGCAACAAGGAUCCAACCAUUGACGUAUAUUCUAUAGACACGAACGUCCAUAUAAACUAUUUGUUUAAAAUCUGAACUAAAAUGUUAACUAAAACGUAACUGUUAUAACCUAUUUAUUCACUUCAACAACAAAUAAUUUUGCUUAUUUACUAAUAUUUUUUAUUCACAUCCAGGUUUACACUUAGACUCGAGUUCUUAUAUCAUGAGCGCCACUCCGUAGACAACCACAAGCUGUCAAUAUUGACCCUACAAAAAUCAUUUUGAAUAGAUUGCAGUUUAAUUCAGUGAAACACAGUGAAUGUUCGGAACGCUAAAUCUAGUACGUAGUACAUAUAUACACAAGUAAAUACCUCAGCUAUACAAGCUGCUAUACAAACAGCUCAGUUUUGGGUCUGCCGCCAGCUUAAUGUCCUAGUACAGGGAUGGCGAACCUUUACUAAUUAACUUGACAUUAUUUAAAAAAAAUGCCAUUCAGGAUCGGUUUAAGCCAUCCGAGUGUGCCUUUUUAGCUUUUUUUUUAUAAUAUUUUUUUUAAUCGAGUCCGCAAAGUGGCUGCGUACUGAUGUUAAGUGAAGUGAAGUCCAAAGAAAGAUACAUAUACAACUAGUUGUGCCUGCGGAUUCGCCCGCAUGAUUGUGAUACAAGUUUUUACCGCGUAAAUCCCGACCAAGCUCUUCAACAGUAAUCGUUAUAUUUCAGUCAAUUUACAUAAACCCGUAAUGUAGUAUUAACCUAAACUUUCCUUAAGAAUAAAUAGCGGGAGAAGUUAUUGCAGUAGGAUAACGAAAUAAUGUAACAGCAGCUUUAUAAGUUAUAUUUACUAAAUUAUUUUGGACUACGUUUAUACUUACUUCGUUGAAAUUUUAUAUACCUACUGCAAGGAAGAACAUAAAGAACUACCUACCUACUUCUAUCUUUUAUUAAAAGCCGUAAAAAAUUCGUUCAGUAGUUUUAGAGAAAAUCGAUCACAUACAGACAGCUUUGGGGACUUAUAAUAUAGAUGUUUCGUAUAUUACUAUUGCCCGAAUUAUUUUGUCACAUACCUCUGGCAAGCGUGCUAUUAGUUCGCCCUCCCUGGCCUAGUACAAUGAUUUUAUUUAUUUAGCACUUUAUAUACAAAUGUAUAUAAAGUGUAGGCAGACUUAAUGCCAUAGGUAUUCUCUACCAGUCAACCUUAGUGCGAUGCAGAGAUAAUCAAUGAUGCUUCUGCGCAUUAGUUAAUUGUAUGUGAGUGAAUGUACCAAUGUGUUUACGUGUAGCCGGCGGCCAUUAUUCAGCCAAAAUCUUUGGAUGGUUGACAGAUAAGCAGGUUUCGUGUGUGUGUCACUUGCAUCCAAAUACCUGUCAAGAAUAUAUACGCUUCUACAUAAUAAUAUCAGCCAUGUAUAUACUGUCCCACUGUUGGGCACGGGCCUCCUCUACUACUGAGAGGGAACGUUGCUUCAUGUUGGCUUUAUAUGUUGGAGACAGCCAUUGGCAUAAUUGGCCAUAUUGAGGACUGUUCAGAUCUUUCUGUCCUGUACAAUGUGACGGGAAUAAUAUAUGUAUAACUAGCUUUUGCUCGCGGCUUCGCCCGCGUGAAGGAGUUUUUCGGUAUAAUUUUUUUUCAGACUUGGUGUGUCUCGUUAUAUUAUGACCAAAUUACACAAAAUGAUUAUAAAUUGUAGCCUAUGUGUUACUCCGAUGUAUAACCAAUAUUACUGUAAAGUUUCAUCCAAAUCAAUUCAGUAGUUUUUUCGUGAAAGAGGAACAAACAUUCAUACAUCCUCACAAACUUUCGCAUUUAUAUUAGUAGGAUAAUCAACAUUCCCAUAUAAUGGGUCGUAUUUAUAGUUCAAAUCUAGCUCUCUUAAUGUUGACAUUAAUUAUUGUCAAAAUGACAUCAGCAUAUACAGCAGCCACCGAAUUCUUUAGGCAAUGUUAAAGUAAAAGUCAGUUGUGGUGGUGGUAGGCAAAUAUUCUGCCACUCCGUUUGGACACAGACGGUACACAAGGAGUAAAGCCCGCCAAACUGACGUGCUAUGCGCAAAAGUGGUAUGUCAGGAAAACCUUAUUUCGAGAUAAUCGAAGUUUUGUGAAUAUAGUUUUGUAUGUAAAACUGAGAUAGAGAAACUAAGGUUUUUUUUACAAGUUCUAAACAAGAUACUGUUAUUUAGGUAAGUUCAUUCCACUACCUCUCCCGCUUUGACAACAAUAUAGAGCAGAGCGUAAUCGAGCGUAUGGAAUAUAAGAAUGGAAUUGGUGAAUUCAUUCGAGUUUCAACGUACGGGAAUGAUCGAUCAAGGAAGUCAAGUCCAGUCAAAUAUUUAGGACUUUGAUUGCUUUACAUUUGACAACUUUUUUAAAAUCUGUAAGCGUUCAGUUUCCCCUUUAGCGACGCCCUUGAUUGUUGCCAUGAUGAAGAAAGUUAAUGAAGGAGUAUUUAUUAUAGCUUUGGUAGUUUAAUCCGUAAAUAAGAGAUUGAAAUAAAUGAAUCAAUGAAAAUGUUCGAUAAAUAUAAUGUUGCCAUGUUUUUUACUAAAUGUAAUUAUUUUUUUAAUGUUGAAAUACAGUUUUUUAUUAAAA